Sinocyclocheilus rhinocerous is the source of this 3440-nucleotide messenger RNA. It is a transcript of the gene ranbp10, whose product is annotated as RAN binding protein 10. Lineage: Eukaryota; Metazoa; Chordata; Actinopteri; Cypriniformes; Cyprinidae. The record is from RefSeq and is a predicted model, not a curated record. Gene Ontology annotation, molecular function: protein binding. Bases 443 to 2290 code for a protein of 615 amino acids. The transcript has 15 exons.
AAUACAUGCCUUAUAAUAUAGCAAGCAUGUAGUGAAAUUGAUUUCCAUCAUCACGCAUUUGAAUAAAUUACAGCCACUGAUUCGAGAUGUAAAAUACACGGUUUACUUUCAAUCUAAGUUAAAUCAAGUAUAUUCAUGCUCAGACUACAGAAUUAGGAGUUGUGUUAAAAACUACAAAUCCUAGACUGCGUGUUACAGCCCGCUCCUCUCCCAAUUGAAUUCGGUAUGGGUCAUGUAGUUGAUGGCACUUCCCUCAUGUCAGCAGUGUGCACUGCGCAGGGCUUUGUGUUCAACUACAGUACCCACACGUCACUGUAGAGCCGCUGUUAUCCGGGAUAUCUCACCGCUGCUGUUUCUCUCCUUAGUCUAGCGCUCUCUCCUUUUUAGCGGACUGGUACAACAGGGUAGGAUUACUAGAAGGAAUACAAAAACAUAAGCAAAAAUGGCAGAGCUUGGAGCGGGGAGCCUGCUAACAGGAGAUCCUGCUUUUAAUUAUCAAGAGCAUGAGCUAAACGAGCGUUUGAAGCGGCUGUACCCGGCCGUGAAUGAGGAAGAGACCCCCUUACCCCGAUCUUGGAGCCCCAAGGAUAAGUACAGCUACAUCGGGCUCUCACAGAAUAAUCUGCGGGUGCAUUACAAAGGCCACGGAAAAAACCACAAGGAUGCAGCGUCUGUACGGGCCACCCAUCCUAUCCCUGCCGCUUGUGGCAUCUACUACUUUGAGGUGAAGAUCGUAAGCAAAGGAAGGGAUGGGUACAUGGGAAUUGGACUGUCUGCCCAGGGGGUCAACAUGAACAGACUGCCUGGUUGGGACAAGCACUCCUAUGGUUACCAUGGUGACGACGGACACUCCUUUUGCUCCUCAGGGACUGGCCAACCAUAUGGUCCAACCUUCACAACGGGCGACGUCAUUGGCUGCUGCGUGAACCUCAUCAAUAACACAUGCUUUUACACCAAGAAUGGGCACAGUUUAGGUGUGGCUUUCACAGAUCUCCCACCUAACCUGUACCCCACAGUAGGGCUACAGACUCCAGGGGAGAUAGUAGAUGCAAAUUUUGGCCAACAGCCUUUUGUGUUUGACAUUGAGGACUACAUGAGCGAAUGGAGGGCCAAGAUCCACAGCAUGAUCGCCCGCUUCCCCAUCGGAGAAAGACUGGGAGACUGGCAGGCGGUUCUGCAGAAUAUGGUGUCCAGCUACUUAGUGCAUCAUGGGUAUUGUGCCACAGCAAUGACCUUUGCCAGAGCCACAGAGACCAUGAUCCAAGAGGACCAAACCUCAAUAAAAAACAGACAGAGAAUACAGAAGCUGGUAUUGGCAGGACGUGUCGGAGAAGCCAUUGAUGCAACACAGCAGUUGUACCCCGGACUCCUAGAACACGACCCCAAUUUACUCUUCAUGUUGAAGUGUCGGCAGUUUGUGGAGAUGGUGAAUGGAACAGAUAGUGAGGUACGGUGCUUUAGUGCCCGCUCUCCUAAAUCACAGGACAGCUAUCCUGGCUCCCCCAACCUGAGCCCGCGGCACGGAGCCACCAACGCUCACUUGCACAACACAGGAGCAGACAGUCCCACAUGCAGUAACGGGGUCACCCCUACUAACAAAAAUAAGAGCCACAACAAAUACACAGGCGUAAGCUCCGCCUCCUCCUCUCCAUCCUCCUCUCCUUCCUCCGUCAAUUACUCCGAGUCCAACUCUACCGACUCCACCAAGUCCCAGCCCCACAGUGCCACCAGCAACCAGGAGACUAGGUCUGUGUUGUUGUUUGGUGAUAGUGAGAUGGAAAUCGAGGCAGAACAUUACAGCAACGGCGUGACAGAAAGCUCAACCCGCAUUAUGAAUGGCACAUACAAACACCAGGAAAUCCUGCAGGCGGAUGACAACAGUGUUGGCAAUGGAGUAGCAGAUGACAGCUGCAGCUCAAGACAGCUGUGUGGAGGAAACCAGGCGGCCACGGAGAGAAUGAUCCAGUUCGGCAGAGAGCUUCAGGCCCUCAGCGAGCAGCUUUGCCGCCAAUACGGCAAAAACGCCACUCACAAAAAGAUGCUGCAGGAUGCAUUCAGUCUGCUGGCGUACUCGGACCCCUGGAACUGCCCCGUGGGCCAGCAGUUGGACCCCAUGCAAAGAGAGGCGAUCUGCUCCGCUCUCAACAGUGCUAUUCUGGAGUCUCAGAAUCUGCCCAAACAGCCUCCACUCAUGCUGGCUUUGGGUCAGGCCACCGAGUGCGUGCAGCUGAUGGCCAAGGUUCGCUCUGGUUCCUGCUCCUUCGCCAGAGUCGACAACUUUUUGCACUAGCACCAGUCCAGACAAGAGCACCAAGGCAGUGUUCGGGACAGCUAAGCGGAGGUCUUUCCAGUUGGUUGCCAUGAGGAGAACACGCGUUUGAAUUGGUGUGUCGCUUGCCGUUUGCCAGAAGCAGCCGAGCAGAAUGAAUAGAAACAUGAGAAGAGAGGCUUCUUUUUAAUUUAGUAUUAUCAAAUACAAAUUGUGUGACACUAUUUAAAGAUAAUUAAUUAUUCUGUUUAUCUAGUCAUUUUUAUUUUAGUUUAUAUUUUGUCUUCCCAAACUAUUUUUUUUUUUUCAUGGGUGAAUUCAGUGCAUAGUAUUUCAAGCGUACCAUAUCAACAAAAUACAUAAUGGUAAGUUCCUACUGAAAAUUUGAGCUACGCACUCUGGUUUUUCUCAGUCAGAGCUCAGGUAUUUAGACGUCGUCAGAGCGGGAUGUUUGCGGACACAGGUGUCGCUUCACCAGAUCAUACUGUGGGUUUUUAAGCAGGUCCUUUUCUAUGUACAAGCCAAUUCUAUAGGGUUUUUUUUGUUUUUAAUUUGGUCAACCUUAACAGCCCCUUUAGCAAUUAAAUGGACGUUGGUGUUGCGCAUAUGUGAAUUAGGCGUGACUUUACGAUGUUUUUGUGCGAGAGGGUGAGAUAAUGCAUGGCUCCUAGCGUCUUUUAAGCUACUUUAGUAUCUCAGGCACCAGCACGAGUUUCAUUAGACACAAUCACACAGUGACGACGCAGACUUGCCUUUGGGUCCAAUGUAGAUGACUUAUAUUUUCAACCAUAGACCUUUGCCCAAAAAUAAAUCUAUUUUACCAAUAUUUUACCAUCUUUAUAGCAGUGGGUAUCGUGCAGAUGUCAACCCUCACUUUUUUUAAGUUUUAAGUUAGGUUUAUUGAAGUUAACAAGUGGUUUUCUGAUUUUUGUGGCUGUACCAAAUAAAAACGCAACGCUUUUGACAAAAGAAAAUUAAGGUCAGUAGUUUGAUUACUGAGAAGCUCCACUGAAGCUUGCAGACUAACUUCGUAUACGAAGUCUGUACGUUUUAUACCCAUGUGAAUAGUGUCACCGUGUUGAUAGUUCUCCUGUUAGAUUAACAACUACAAACUGACACCGUUUCGACUUCUGUUGUUGGUUGUUUCAUUAGCUGUUAAGUACUGUUGUUC